Messenger RNA from Dicrocoelium dendriticum, 424 nucleotides. The record is from the annotation of a GenBank genome assembly. Lineage: Eukaryota; Metazoa; Platyhelminthes; Trematoda; Plagiorchiida; Dicrocoeliidae.
UUGUCAGUAACACUUGGCUUAGAGAAGAAGGUUCAUACGCUCAAAUACCUUCAGUGCGGGGUACGCACUACUAUGCAGCGGUGAAAAAUCACACUGCGCCGGAUGUCGAUGUGGUCAGCACUGCCGUGUCCAUAAUCGUUAGCACGAUUAGCUUCCAGCAUGCCCGAGAAAUGGAACGGCAAUCUGAGCGCGGGAUGUUGCCAUCGACAGACGAUACAAUUCCCAUGGGCCUUCCAGCUAAGCGUGCAAUCCCGUCCGUUCUAGCUCCGAUGACGAGGAUGCCGCGCGUCCAAGCAAACCCAAAAGGCCUUCUGCAGCAACAUACGCACGUGCGCCCUUCUCUCUGUUCAGUGGCAUUAGUCCAUCACGUUCAGGGCCAUCAACAAGCAACCUAAUCGCGCCACCGGUUAUUGCUGACGUCCCA